CAGCAGCAGGCAGCAGGCAGCAGCCACAUAUCAGGUUAAGAGCCACCUCCACUUCAUUCAAGGGAAGCUCCUGGUUCAGAUAAAUGAGCCUCCCUCCUGGAGUCCUGAAUUCCAUCAUCACUGACCUACGUCUUACUACUUUGGACCAUUUCAGAGGGUAGCAGCUGAGGAGUCCAAGAAUGAAGACCUUUGCCUCUGUAGUACUGUCGGGACUUCUAAUCCUUGAGGUUGUUCUUGCUGCCCCUACAAAAAAUGAGGAGAAAGCAAGGAAAUUGAAACAGACACAAUCAUUACCCGUUGAUCUUUUAGAAGAACAUGGUUAUGUGAAUCAGGAUCCAAGAAAUUUCUUUGAGUAUAAGGAUGACCUGAUUAUUGACGAACCACUGAACAUAACUUCAAAAGACAAUAUCUAUUUUCUGGUUUUAUUCUCAGGCCUUCCAACCUGCCUUCUCUGUACCUGCCUGAGUGGAUCUGUUUACUGUGAUGACACAGAUAUCAAAACCAUACCUCCUCUCCCCAAGGAGACCACUCACUUUUAUGCACGGUUCAACAAGCUCACCGACAUAAAGAAAGGAGAUUUUGCUGGGCUAAAUCACCUAAAGAGGAUUGACGUGACAGGUAAUAGGAUUUCUUCAAUUGAUGAAGAUGCUUUCAGGCAGUUGCCUGAACUGGUCGAUCUGAUGGUUGCUUCAAAUGAACUUGUGCAGCUUCCAGAGCUACCCCAAACUAUGGUCAGCAUUGAUGCAAGUUACAAUAAAUUGAACAGCAGUGGGAUAAAGAAUGAAGCAUUCAAAGACAUGAAUAACCUUGAAUAUCUAUAUCUAGCUGGCAAUUUAUUGAAUCAUGUUCCAAUUCCUCUGCCUGAGAGCCUCCGUUCCAUUAACCUACAGAACAACAAUGUUCAGCAGAUUAACGAUGACACUUUCUGCAACUCAAAGGACAUACACUAUGUUCGCAAGGCCCUGGAGCUCAUUCGACUGGAUGGAAAUCCCAUUAAUCUUAGCAAAACACCUGGUGCCUACAUCUGUCUCCCACAUGUGCCCUAUGGCAAUUAUUAAAGAUCUCUAUUUCUAUUUCCAGUUCACACAAAAGAAAUCACAGCAGGCCAAAGC
This is a messenger RNA of Rhincodon typus (whale shark), 1112 nucleotides long. Its product is annotated as epiphycan. The transcript is spliced from 6 exons. NCBI's taxonomy places the organism in Eukaryota, Metazoa, Chordata, Chondrichthyes, Orectolobiformes, Rhincodontidae. The coding region runs from base 180 to 1058 and encodes 292 amino acids. Gene Ontology annotation, molecular function: protein binding. The record is from RefSeq and is a predicted model, not a curated record.